Molecule: messenger RNA, 5478 nt
Organism: Haliotis rufescens (red abalone)
Lineage: Eukaryota; Metazoa; Mollusca; Gastropoda; Lepetellida; Haliotidae
Product: ecdysone-induced protein 78C-like
Exons: 8
Coding region: 304-1692 (462 amino acids)
Biological process (GO): regulation of DNA-templated transcription
Molecular function (GO): nuclear receptor activity; sequence-specific DNA binding; zinc ion binding
Source: RefSeq, a predicted model, not a curated record
AUCUUGACCUGCAUUUCGGUCGUUUUGGAGAAGUGAAUAUAGUAUUUGUGUGCACCACUUUUGCUGUUCGCGUGUAAUUUGUGUGCACGUGUUUGUAUAAGCCAUCGAGAAGUUGAUAAUGAUGGGAAUUUAGCUAACCGGGUAUGUCUGAAACGUGCAUUUGCAUGCAUUUUGAUUGUUUCCAAUGCGCUUGAGCUGAGUACAAAAAGGGGACUUCCUUUGUUCAGCGCUUGAUACGAUCACAUAUUUUCACGUUUUCUGCUUAUUUUACAAAGGUCCAUAUGUCAGUUGUAAGUCAGGGGAAUGGAUACAGUGGGUGACAAGAGAAACACUUUGGAUCAAGCGUUAGACAUAGCUGACAGUGUGUUGAACAAUUCUGCUCUUACCACAAUAUCUGUCGGUGACAGCGGUCCGUCACUCAGCUGUGGCGGUUCUCCAGCUGAUCCAAUUGCGGGUUCAACGAUCGCAACAACAUCGGGGAUUUCUCCCAUACUUGACUGCCCUUCUACCACGUCGCAAAGAAUCACGCUGGAAGCCGACAGCAAUCUCGGGACUGCCGAUUUCAACAGUCCUAAGCAGUCGUUCGUACCCUGCAAGGUAUGCGGCGACCGGGCGUCAGGCUACCAUUAUGGUGUAACUUCCUGUGAAGGAUGUAAGGGCUUCUUUCGCAGAAGUAUACAGAAGCAGAUUGAGUACCGUUGUUUACGGGACGGAAAAUGCAUGGUUAUUCGACUCAAUCGCAACCGCUGUCAGUAUUGCCGAUUCAAGAAAUGUCUGGCUGUGGGAAUGUCUCGGGACUCUGUGCGAUAUGGCCGCGUCCCGAAGCGCUCCAAGAGCCAGGAUGACCAGCGUGUGAGCUCGACUGACUCCAGUCAGGACCAGACAGCCCUGGAGAACAAACAGUUGGCCAUCUACGACGUGAUCCUCAGCAUCUCCCAGGCCCACCACACACACUGCGGCCUCACCGAGGACAAGAUCAAGGUCAUUCAGAGGAAGCCAGCGACCCUGAUGCAGCAGAUUAAGAUACCAGAGCAACCAGUUCAGUUUACAGCGGAAGAGCUGGAGGCCCAGAGACUCCUCAUGUGGCAGCACCUCUCCACACUCAUAACUCCCUCAAUACAGAGUGUCGUAGAGUUCGCUAAGAGAGUGCCAGGUUUCUCUGAGCUGUCCCAAGAUGACCAGCUGAUAUUAAUCAAGACGGGUUUCUUUGAGAUCUGGCUCACUCGCAUGGCUCGUAUGUUCAACAAGGAAGAGAACUCUGUGACGUUUGAGGAUGGGAGUAUUAUACCCAAAGAUGAACUAGAUGUUGUGUACUCUCCUGAAUUUGUGUCGUCCAUGUUUGAUGUGGCUGCCAGCUUUAAUGUCCUAAACCUCAAUGAUACAGAAGUGGGCCUCUUCACAGGCAUUGUGUUAAGUUCAGCUGAUCGACAAGGCCUGUCUGAUUCCAAAUCUGUUGAAAAAAUUCAGGACAAUUUGAUAGAAGCUUUAAAACUUCAGGUUAGCCGGAACCAUUCCACAGAAGAGAAUCUGUUCGCCUCCAUCAUAAUGAAAUUGCCUGAACUGAGAACCCUCGGGUCAAAACACCAGGAAACACUGAAGUGGUACCGAGGACACUGGGAACAUGUGGCCCUACCACCAUUGUUUUCGGAGAUUUAUGAUAUACCAAAGGCAGAGGAAGAUGUGGCUCCUUAGGAGACAAAGUGCCAAGGGAGAUAACUCCAGUGUUCAAGGGGGGAUAACUCCAGCUUAUUUGGGCCCAUGAUUGGAGACUUCAUACAAAAGUGACUGCUACACUGAUUGUAGAGUGCUGGAGUAAUUGUGAGGGUGAUGUAGCUUGGGAUUAGUAUCUGUACCGCUGUGAGUGGAAGGGGAGAUUAUUCUGUGUGUUUUCAUUCAUCACUGGCAUUUGGAUAAAGGUGUCACAGUUAUGUUCAAAGAGGUCUUUGUCUGAGCCAGGUUUGGUGGUACUGUGGAUGAAGAUUUUGUGAAAGAAGAUUCCUGAUAGUUGAAGAAGAAUUCCUUGGCCUGUGGUGGCUUGUGUCAACAUCCUUGAAGUUGGUUGAAGGGAGUCCUGUAUGGAAUUAUCUUUAAACCCAGUUACUGCCUUUUCAAACUUUGUUACAUCGAAAGAAGACAAAAGAAAUGUUUCUUUCUGGUUUUUCCCCCAUUUUGUUGUGAAAAUGGGCUAUUGUUAAAGUCCGCAUAUCAAUGCUGCUAAUCUUGUUUGCAGUUUGGCACACAAAAUGGGAGACAGCUCUCAAGGAAAGGGAGACAACUCUCAAGGGAAGGGAGACAACUUGAUCAGGAGCCAAGUGAUGGUAUAAUACCACGUUGCCAACAGUAUUUGUAUGCUGCUGUAAAGAUUCCAUGUGAACAUGUGUGAACUGGCUUUGUUUGAUGGUGUUAAAGAACCUGAGAUAGGCUUCUUCACAUUCAGUAUGUUUUGGGUCAUUAUAAGGAGACAAAGACAAUUCUGAGCUAUUUUGUCCGAGUCAAUGCCAAAGUCACUGGUGCUUAAUCCACAGUGUUUCAGCUAUUGGAAAGGGCGCUCCUCUCCGUAAGCCUACAUAAUAUUCAGGCACAAGCAUGAAAUAAUCAUAAACGCAAUGACCAAUAAUAUUUAAGAAAUUUCAGGAUUAGUGUUCUUGAAAGUGGUGACCCAAAUUUGUCUCUACCAAGCAUAAUUCAUUUGUGCCAAUAUUUUCAUGAUUCUCAGGUUACUUCUUAUGUUGUACACCUGCUUGGUGUUGUACUCAAUACACAGUCUGACUGGUGUUGUACUCAAUACAGUCUGACUGGUGUUGUACUCAAUACACAGCCUGACUGGUGUUGUACUCAAUACACAGUCUGACUGGUGUUGUACCCAAUACAGUCUGACUGGUGUACUCAAUACACAGUCUGACGCUGGUGUUGUACUCAAUACAUAGUCUGACUGGUGUUGUACACAAUACAGUCUGACUGGUGUUGUACUCAAUACACAGUCUGACUGAUGUUGUACUCAAUACACAGUCUGACUGGUGUUGUACUCAAUACAGCCUGACACUGGUGUUGUACUCAAUACACAGUCUGACACUGGUGUUGUACUCAAUACACAGUCUGACUGGUGUUGUACUCAAUACAGCCUGACACUGGUGUUGUACUCAAUACACAGUCUGACACUGGUAUUGUACUCAAUACACAGCCUGACUGGUGUUGUACUCAAUACAGCCUGACACUGGUGUUGUACUAAAUACAGUCUGACUGGUGUUGUACUCAAUACACAUUCUGAUUGGUGUUGUACUCAAUACAGCCUGACACUGGUGUUGUACUCAAUACAGUCUGACUGGUGUUGUACUCAAUACACAGUCUGACUGGUGUUGUACUCAAUACAGUCUGACUGGUGUUGUACUCAAUACAGUCUGACUGGUGUUGUACUCUAUACAGUCUGACUGGUGUUGUACUCAAUACAGUCUGACUGGUGUUGUACUCAAUACAGUCUGACUGGUGUUGUACUCAAUACAUAGUCUGACUGGUGUUGUACUCAAUACAGUCUGACUGGUGUUGUACUCAAUACAUAGUCUGACUGGUGUUGUACGCAAUACACAGUCUGACUGGUGUUGUACUCAAUACACAGUCUGACUGGUGUUGUACUAAAUACAGUCUGACUGGUGUACUCAAUACACAGCCUGACUGGUGUUGUACUCAAUACACAGUCUGACUGGUGUUGUACCCAAUACAGUCUGACUGGUGUACUCAAUACACAGUCUGACACUGGUGUUGUACGCAAUACACAGUCUGACUGGUGUUGUACUCAAUACACAGUCUGACUGGUGUUGUACUAAAUACAGUCUGACACUGGUGUUGUACUCAAUACACAGUCUGACUGGUGUUGUACUAAAUACAGUCUGACACUGGUGUUGUACUCAAUACAACAACUAUACUGGUGUACAAGCUGUGACUCCAGCAUGUGAGACUGUGGAUGGCUUUUCAUCACAUCAAUGUCAUCACAUCAAGUAUAGCUAGCUCUAAGGGUUCAAAAGUCAUGUUACUGUCUGUUAUUUGUUUAGUCUGAGUGAACUUUCAGGUCCCAAGAACAUAUUAGCCAGUUGAGCUCAUGUCAUUAUCUUUUGGUCUCCUUUUGAGAUAUUCAGAAGAUCUCAUGUUUUUGAAAAAAGUUCCAUAAGGCUCAGAAAGCUGAAACUUGAAAAUGAUAUGAACAGUUUGUUCAAGGCAUCAUAAUACCUGAAUGAUAUUUCUCACAUAAUCUGAAUCUGUUUGUGAUAUGGGCUGUUGUGGGAUUCAGCGUGUCAGUUUGUGUUUGUGUGUCCUGAUGAUAUAUAAUAAGAAGUUGAACAGCAACACCAUGGAUUGAUUGAUACACAUUUACAACACCCACAAACUCUUGUCUGAUAUGUUUUUCCUGAUAACAUUAUAGCAGAUAAUGAUACUAUUUCUGAAUCCAUUCUGCCAUUGAAGUGAGGAUGUUCUGAUGCUUAAUAGUUCUCAAAUAUUUAGGAUGACUAUAUCGUCCUCAGACAUUUGCAUGAGAAUUUGUAGGUUUAGAAUUUGAAUUCUGCUAUUGCAGGAGGAGAGUGACAUUCUAGAUGAGAGUGUAAACCCCACUGUAGAUACGAGGAUUCAGUGAUGGACCACUUCAUGUUUGUGUUGACAUGUUUGUGUCAUGCUGGUCCACAUAUUGACAUGCACUUUGGGACGGCAUCGGUCAUCACUUCGGAACAUGAAUCCUCACUUCGGGCCCAAAACAGGGGGAAACAGUAUAAUUUGAUAAGAACUGAUCUCACAAUGUGUUUGGUGUAUUUGAGAAUGUGUGGAGUUCUUAUUUUGAAACUGUAUUUUCAGUUCUAGAUUUAUAUAAAAGAAUUCAAUGUUGUGUAGAUGAAAGUCAUAAUGUCCAGAGCUGCUUUGUAACUAGUGUGUAUGGGUAUAGGGGUGUAAAGAUUUGUGAAGUCAGGAUGUGGCUUGUAUUCCGAGGUCUGUUCACUUUAAGCAUUGUUAAGCAUUGUUUCGGAGGGUUGAAGUUUCUGGUGCCAUGUAUGAAUACAACAAGACCGUAUCAUAUUGCAAUAGAAUGAUAUGGUACAUAGAGAACUCACAAGAUGCAGUAUUGCUCCCAUCUUCAACAUUGGUGUUUUGAUAUGUAUGGCAUCAUGACCCUUGCAGUGCAAUACGUAUCGUAUCGCCCUCCCUUGCAUUUGUUGCACAUCCUACAGUCGUGGCUGCACGGUCUUGUUUCAUGGAUUCAUGGAUGACGAUGCAGAGUCAAAACAAAUGGCCAACUACAACAUGCUACAAGGGCAAGCUUCAGCUUGUUGAUUGUAAAGUUUAAAACCUAAAAUUUAUGUUGUUUUGCAAAUGCGUUAUACAGCUUGUUUUUGUUUCCUAUAUUGUAUCUAAAACAUCUUUACAGAGUUACCAAGGCAUAGGUUUUUUUUAUAUGAGCAUACUUUCAGGUGAAAUUAUUAUUAUUAUUAUUAUUAU